Spirodela intermedia is the source of this 667-nucleotide messenger RNA. Lineage: Eukaryota; Viridiplantae; Streptophyta; Magnoliopsida; Alismatales; Araceae. The record is from the annotation of a GenBank genome assembly.
AUGUCGCCAGGCACGGCGAACUGCAUCGACAUACUGUUGGCCGUCAUCCUCCCCCCUCUGGGAGUCUUCCUCAAGUUCGGAUGCAAGGUAACUGGAAUAUAUAUAUAUAUAUAUAUAUAUAUAUAUAUAUGUAUGUAUAUAUAUGCCGUUGAGAUGUUUCGGACGGAGCAUCGUCCGCCAUUUCCCCGCUCCAUCCUCGUUCGUGGUUCUGGGGGGUUUCUCUUCCGUGUUGUCAUCGUCCACUUCUGUGGCGGUUCCGCUAUGUAUUCUGUCGAUUUGUCCUCACAUUUUCUGGAGGAGGCUUCAAUUUCGUAGUCGCUUCUGGCUUUUUUUUAAUUAUUAGUUCACCUCCUUUCCCUACAUUUCGAUUUUGUUCUUCUCAUGAUUUUUUUCCGUUUACCUCCCUGGAUCUGGGAUCCAAAUCGGGGGAAUGAUUCUAUGGCAUUUCGGUGCGAUUGUAUCCGUAUGCCUAGUCCUCGCACUCGCGCCCGGUCUUAUAUAAUAUAUCGGCGUCCGUAAUACGACUCUCAGGUCCUUGAUCCGAGCCUCGAACGAAAGUAAGUACGAGUUGUACACUGUGCAGGUGGAAUUCUGGAUCUGCUUGCUGCUGACGCUGUUGGGCUACCUCCCCGGUAUUAUCUACGCCGUAUACGCAAUCACCAAGUAG